UGAAAUGAAACAAAUAUGAAUAGUACUGUAGAUUCCCCCCCCAAUCCCAAUUCUACAUUAGGUUUGAAGAUAAACAUAUGAUAUGCAUGAAGAUCUCUGACAUGCUUCCCCUGAAUACCUGUCUGUGGUAACAGAGCUCCAUCUCCUUUGAAGACUCCAUCUGGGCUGCCUUCUCUCUUACACAUGUUACCUGCAAUUCAUGAACUUCCAUGCUAUGUACUUGCAGAGGGUGUUGGUAGUUGCAGAAGGCAACCCAUUUACUGCAAAUAAGCAGGCAGCUUUUUUGGAUUCUUGGGGAUUCUGGCUCUGCAAUUAACCAAUUUCACAGACUUGUCAAAAAUGACUAUGACAAACAGAGACAUGAGAAAGGGAUGGUGUAUGGAUAGUUGUCCAUCACCAUGUUAGGGUUCUCUAGGGUUUUGUGUAGCUUAACUUUCCCCAAGCAGGGCCUUUUAGGGUUUUCUUAAUCUGUCUUGAAAACACAAGGUUUCCAAUUUCAAGUACAUGAUUUGGCAAUUGAAUACCGACGAGCUGCUUAAUUUAUGUGUCAAUGGAAUAUGAUUGCUGGUGUGUGAGCUCUGUUUUUCUUAAAGACACUCAGGUGGGUAUUAGGAGCUCAUGAUAUUGAAGUGUUAUAAGGAACUUUCACCGUUGGAAAACCAUGAGACCGAAGAUCAGAUGCUAUAUUAGUUUGGUUUUACUGUUGCAACUUGUAAUAGGUGUGCUUGCUCAAUGGAAUAUGAUUGCUGGUGUGUGAGCUCUGUUUUUCUUAAAAGCAAUCAGGUGGGUAUCAGGAAUUCAUGAUAUUGAAGAGCUACAGCGAACAUUUCACCAUCGGAAAACCAUGAGACUGAAGAUCAGAAGCUAUACUAGUUUGGUUUUACUGCUGCAUCUUGUAAUAGGCGUGCUUCCUCUUGUGCACGGACGCCCAACACUGCUGAACAUAAGGACAGCUCUUGUCCAAGCUGAAAUUCCCUCUUCAAGAGUUGCAGACGGAAGAAAACCAGGGCAGAUGCAACAAGUAGAGUCCAUGAUUGGCUCAAGUCCUCCUAAAUGCCACAGUAAAUGCAAUUCAUGUGGGCCAUGUGAGCCAGUUCAAAUUCCUGCAGAACCCAAGGGCAGAAAUUCAAGUUCAAGUUCUAUAGCUUUUCAGAGGCCUAUGAGAAACCAAGAAAAUACCAACUACAAGCCCAUGAAUUGGAAAUGCAAGUGUGGAAACAACUUAUUCAAUCCAUAGAACUGUAUGUCAGUAUUCAUCAUAUGAAGAAUUUUAUAUGUUGAGCUGGCUAUCUACACUUUGUUGUCACAUUAUCCGGACUUAUGAAAUUCUAUGAAAAUAAUAGAAAUGGGUGU
Messenger RNA from Cryptomeria japonica (Japanese cedar), 1353 nucleotides. Its product is annotated as EPIDERMAL PATTERNING FACTOR-like protein 2. Lineage: Eukaryota; Viridiplantae; Streptophyta; Pinopsida; Cupressales; Cupressaceae. The transcript has 3 exons. Gene Ontology annotation, biological process: stomatal complex development; guard cell differentiation. The coding region runs from base 845 to 1237 and encodes 130 amino acids. The record is from RefSeq and is a predicted model, not a curated record.